AGCUGUAUUAUAUAUAGCUAGCUAGAAAUUUAAUUAGGGGGGAAAAUGCUUCUUCAUAUAAUGAAGAUCAUGUGUCUAGAGUUUACAACAAUAAUAAUAUUAUCAUUGGUAAUAAGUACUCUUGAAGCUGGUUCCAACUCAUCAUCGAGUAGUAGUAGUAGUAGUAUGAUGAGCAAUAACAUAAUAGCAAAGCCCGGAUGUCCAACCAAGUGCGGGCAAGUAACGGUUCCAUACCCUUUCGGUAUAGGCCAGGACACGGGUUGUUCCCUAGACAACGCCACAUUCUACGUUACUUGUAACACUUCCUAUAAUCCCCCCAGGUUGUUCCUCACUAAUAGCAGCAUCCAAAUAUACAACAUUUCAGAUUCAGAGUUGCGUAUAUACACUGGAGUUAGCUAUAGAUGCUACUAUCCUAAUGGAACUGAGGAUAGUUAUGAUUAUAUUUGGUCGACUAACUUAAACACAUUCACUUUCUCUGAGAAGAAUAUGUUCACGGUCAUCGGGUGUGAUGAUUAUGCGUUGAUCACAGGGGAAGAAGGUGACAACUAUUCCAGUGGUUGUAUUGGACUAUGCAGCGGACCAGUAGAUACAUUGCCGGAUGGGCGUUGCUUAGGGGAAGGCUGUUGUCAGACCUCUAUAAGAAAAGGUCUCCAAUAUUAUAAUAUUACACUCAGAUCGUUUAAGAACCACGUGGAUCUUUGGUCCAUCAAUGACUGUGGCUAUGCGUUCCUUGGUGAGGUUGGCACUUUUAAGUUUCUCGGUGCCAGUGAUCUAGCUUAUUCUUCAGGCUUAGAGAAGAGGGUCGAGGCGACUGUUCAAGUUGUAGUCGAUUGGGUUAUUGGACGUGACCAAACUUGCACCAAUGCUACAGAAUGCAAAGAGAAUAGCCAUUGUUAUGACGUAGAAGGUGGUGGGUAUCGAUGUAAAUGCGACAAAGGUUAUGAGGGUAACCCAUAUCUUGAUCAAGGCUGCCAAGACAUCGAUGAGUGCGAGCAUCUACAAAUCUACCCUUGCUAUGGUCAAUGCAUUAAUACUCCAGGGAGUUACAAUUGUACUACUUGUCCGCUAGGAUAUGUAUCAUUUGCUUGCCCAGGACAAUCAGUUAUUGUCCAUUCAAAAAAAAUCCCAAUCAUAUUCAUUUUAUUAGGAGUUGUAUUGGGCAUUUGGAUACUAGUUCUAGCAUUUUGGAUGAGCAAAGUAGUCCGAAAGAGGAAAGAUAAGAAGCGUAGAGAGAAGUUCUUUAAAAGAAACGGUGGAUUGUUGUUGCAACAACAAACGUCAAACGGUGAAGAUGCAAUUGAGAGAACUAGAAUUUUCAGAGCAAGAGAGUUAGAAAAGGCCACCGAUCAAUACAACAACAACAGAAUAGUUGGACGAGGAGGGCAAGGAACAGUAUACAAAGGCAUGUUACCAAAUGGAAAAAUAGUAGCAGUAAAGAGGUCUGUAUUGGUGGAUGAAACUCAAGUUGAGUCAUUUAUCAAUGAGGUAUUUUUACUUUCCCAAAUUAGCCACAGAAAUGUGGUAAAGCUAUUGGGAUGUUGUUUAGAAACCGAAGUCCCAGUUCUGGUCUACGAAUUUAUCCCAAAUGGUGAUCUCUUCCAGUUCAUACACGAUGAGAGUUACGAGUUUCCUACUUUGUGGAGCAUCAGGAUAACAAUUGCUACCGAGGUUGCUGGAGCUCUUGCCUAUAUGCAUUCGGCAACUUCCAUUCCUAUAUAUCAUCGAGACAUUAAAUCUUCCAACAUACUUUUGGAUGAAAAAUUUAGAGCAAAACUAUCAGAUUUUGGAAUUUCAAAGUCUGUCAUGGGUGAUCAAACUCAUUUGAGUACCUUAGUCAAAGGGACCUAUGGGUACUUAGAUCCUGAGUACUUUCAAUCAAAUCAAUUUACGGAAAAAAGUGACGUUUACAGCUUUGGGAUUGUUCUGGUUGAGCUUUUGACUGGAAAGAAGCCUAUAUAUUCGAUAGGCCCGGGGGAAUCGAGAAGCUUGGCAACAUUCAUUUUGUCAAUGGAUGAAGGGCUUAUACUGGAAAACAUUGAUCAUCGAGUGUCAGAUGGUCCAAAAGAGCACCUCAUAGCAGUUGCGAAACUUGCAAAAAGAUGCUUGAAUUUGAAUGGUAAACUACGGCCAACUAUGAAAGAAGUUGCUACAGAGUUGGAGGGAAUAAGAUCAUCGAGUCAUUAAUUAAAUCAUAUCGAAUCAGCUAUG
Molecule: messenger RNA, 2208 nt
Organism: Erigeron canadensis
Lineage: Eukaryota; Viridiplantae; Streptophyta; Magnoliopsida; Asterales; Asteraceae
Product: wall-associated receptor kinase 2-like
Exons: 3
Coding region: 46-2184 (712 amino acids)
Biological process (GO): protein phosphorylation; cell surface receptor signaling pathway
Cellular component (GO): plasma membrane
Molecular function (GO): ATP binding; polysaccharide binding; protein serine/threonine kinase activity
Source: RefSeq, a predicted model, not a curated record